UGCUUCGUGGGUCCAUACUUCAUCCUGUAGUGCCCGCCAUGGCGUCAGCACUAUGUCUCCGACGGAUUCUGUGGGUGGCUUUGCUGGCUGCGUUUGGUGCUUGGUGUAGGUCCUGGAUGCUGCAGGGUGGCUAUGGAUACCUGGAUUGGUUCUUUCCGGAGCCGGCCGUGGGUGCCGUGGGCUCUGUCGUACUGGUCCGGGCGAUGGAUGCUUGGAGGCCUUGGGGGCGUUCCCAUGGCUCCGGCUUCGUUUGGCAAGAUGGACACGUGGUGACCAACAGCCACGUGGUCCAGCUCACCUCGCUCCUGUCGGUGCACUUCGCCGACGGCGCCGCCUGCCGCGCCUCGGUGGUGGGCACCGCGGAACGCUGCGACGUGGCCCUGCUCAAGCUCCACACCACGAGUUGUUCCGGCGGCACCAGCCCCUUCGUGCUGCCGAAGCCCUUACGCUUGGCGCCAAAGCCGCCCAAGCUAGGGGAGGAGGUCAUGGCGGUUGGGCAUCCGGGCAAUUGGGCCUGGCUCGUGGGGAAGGGGGCCAUCACUGGCGUGGGCAGGGACUCUUCCAGAGCGGUGCAGAAGUGGGAGGCGCUGUCGGAGUUUCAGCGCUUCUGCGCGGUGAACGGCAUGGUCUUCGCCUCGGUGCCUGCCGGGCGUGGCAGCAGUGGAGGGCCGUUGAUCAAUGGAAGAGGUGAAGUGGUGGGCAUCACCACAUGGCAGUUCCAGAGCACUCCUUUGCUGACCGCGGCCGUCAGCGCGAGCACGUUGCAUCAGCUGCUUCCAGAGCUCCUGCAGGGAAGUGGUGGCGUGAGUGCACCCACCAUCGGUGUGGAGGAACAUCUGGGCCCAGCUAAGCUGAUCUUCCCCUCUUUUCGCAAUGCCCAGCUGGGCGUCUCGGCCUCCGGCGCACGUCUUUGGUGGCCGGGACGGCCGCUGCCUUGGUCCUGGCGUGGACAAGAGCUUUGGUGGUUGGAUGAGGUGAAGAGCAUCCAGGGAAAGCCUGUGGAGAGUGUGGCAGAUGUCUAUGAGGUGGUCCAAUCCGCUCCGGUGGGGGCUCAGCUCCAACUGCAGCUGAAGCGUUUCGGCUUCUUCGAUGUCAACGCCUCGGCCGUGGUGCGCUGCCGUCCACCCCAGCAGCACCAGCUGCUGCGACGCCUGCUGCGGGCCACGUGGAGGGCGUUGAGCACUGCGCAGGUGGCCUUGGCCAUCCACGAGUUCACGCGGAACGUGCGGAAGGAUCUGACAAAGGUGCGCUCUGCCGUGGAGGAGAUGGAGAAGUGCGGGUUCUUCAAUGUGAGUCGCUCAGGUGUCCUUCGAAGACGUUUGUCUAUUUAUUUAACCUCCAACAAACAUGGAAGUGGACAAUCCCCUGUGUGCAAAGGAAAUGGUUUUUGUUGUUUUCAGGGUCAUUUUCCACUUAUGAAUGUUUCAGGGAGGAAGUAGCAGAAGAAGAGGUUUCAGGGGUGAUCAGGACAGGUAGCUGGGUAGUUGUCGGCAUUUGGCGUGGCAAUGCCCGUAAUGCCCUUCUGAUUAUGGGAAAGUCUUGUGGUCAGACUAGGCAAAUCUAUCUUGAAGACUUUUGAUGAGUCCUGGUUGUCAUCAAGCCGGUGGACUGGUUCUUCAAACUUGCAGAAUCCGCAGUUUUGUUUCAUCUGUGCUUGAUAUACUUAAGAGAUUCAACAAACUGCUUGCGCAGCUGCCUGCCCACUUUUUGAGCAUGGCCGACUCAGCACUGAGGUCAUAAGGAUGACAACACGAAGCAAUUGAGCUUGGCUACUGCUCGCUUCCUGGUCAAGGGCGAUGCCUUCAAGAAUCUUUGCCUCCCUCCUCGUUCUCACGCCCAAUGUGUGGUUCCCACGAAUGCGAAGAAGAAGACAUGGAAGAGAGUGCCCCUCUUCGAUCUCUGCCGGUUGAACUGCAACGCGCAGAUCAUCGAUACACCCACCUUUUGCUGUAUGCAUGUGGCCCAGACCAAGACCUGCCAGCUGAUUUCGGGUGGCAAUGCUACCACGACCAGUCGGCUCAUGGGGAGUGUGGCCACGAUCUGUAAGCCGAUGCCUGUCCUCCAAUUGCUGCGGGCCUUGAAGCUUUUAUGGGCCUUGGCACUCUCCGUCCUGCGGGACUAGGCAACAGACUAUGACAGACUUCCUGGAGAGGGAAACCCAGGGUACUCCCCCC
This is a messenger RNA of Durusdinium trenchii, 2174 nucleotides long. Lineage: Eukaryota; Dinophyceae; Suessiales; Symbiodiniaceae. The record is from the annotation of a GenBank genome assembly.